Messenger RNA from Mercenaria mercenaria, 818 nucleotides. RefSeq lists its product as uncharacterized. The coding region runs from base 205 to 579 and encodes 124 amino acids. The transcript is spliced from 4 exons. NCBI's taxonomy places the organism in Eukaryota, Metazoa, Mollusca, Bivalvia, Venerida, Veneridae. The record is from RefSeq and is a predicted model, not a curated record.
CUGUGCUCAGUGUUUUUAUCUUUUUCUGAAUUUUCCGAAAAUGCCAAGCUCGUUCAAUGUAAAAGUCGAGAUAAAUUUCGUAAAUUCUAUUGUUCAGCUAAACAUUGUUAAAUAGCUUUGGAUGUUGGCUUGUCAGUAAAUUUCCAAAAAUCAAAUUCACAGGCAUUUGAUCAGCGGACAUUAAAAUAGUCGUAUUUGGGUAAAAUGUUUAAACCUUUGACAAUCGCAGUUGUAAUGGGCGUGUUGUCAGGUCAGGGUUUACAAGCUUUUGACUGCUGUGAUAGUUAUACGGAUGUACUAGGCGAAUAUCAUAAAGUAGAGUUAUGUCUUGACUACUGCUGCUGGACAAUAGGGGUGGCAUACAAAGGCUGCUGUAGCAACAUAUUUAGAAUGAUUCCUACCCCUACAAAUGAAACCGUAGAAUGUGUUCACCACUGGUUUAAAGAGAACGAAUGGUGGUUAAAAUGGGCCUCAACGCUGAUUCUCAUUGGUACUGUUUGGUGCUUAUCAAGUUGUUUUGGUUGCUUCAUAAGGAUCCUGAGUCAUAUAUUCCGACAUCUUCGUCAACAGCUGCUAUGACCAACAACAAACAGUUUUACGAGGAGUUUGAUUGAUAGACGACAUAAAGACUUGGCUAAUAACGUAACAACAAGAAUAGAAACGUUAUUCAGAGUGGGAAAUAUGUUGAACUAGUUUAAGAAUACAAUAUUGUAGCAUAUUGUAUCGGAAUACUUGUAAACAGGCAAAAUAUUUUUUUUUCAUUUCACGAUCAUGUAAAUUGCAGAUUGCGUAUUAAGUAAAAUAUCUGCACCCUGCAA